This is a messenger RNA of Aethina tumida (small hive beetle), 1062 nucleotides long. RefSeq names its product RING finger protein 141. Gene Ontology annotation, biological process: protein autoubiquitination. NCBI's taxonomy places the organism in Eukaryota, Metazoa, Arthropoda, Insecta, Coleoptera, Nitidulidae. Bases 118 to 801 code for a protein of 227 amino acids. The record is from RefSeq and is a predicted model, not a curated record. The transcript has 4 exons. Gene Ontology annotation, molecular function: ubiquitin-protein transferase activity.
AAAAUUUGUUCUUAAUAAAGAAGGGUUCUGUAAUUUUAUACAGGUCUAUAGUCAAUAUAUUUGUAUUUCUGUCAUAUUAUUUUUCCAUUGAAAAAUGAAAUUUAGUCAACAUUGAAAAUGGGAAACAGCAGUAGCCAAAUCCAUGAUAUUUUGCCACCAAUAGUUUCAAAUAUUUUAUGUGAGGAACCCGUGAAUACUCUAAUUUCAGAUGAGAUACGUGGUCUGACUUAUGAAAAGUUUUUAACAAUAAUGGGAGAAUUAAAUCGCUUGUCCAAACAAUGCCUGGAUUCAAAUGGAAAACAACUAGUCUUUGCUGUGAAAAAGGAUACAGACUCAACAAUCCUUUGGAAAGCCACUGUACAGAUUGCAUGCGUGAAAAUUGAUCCAGAGACGCAAGAAAUAGAAACUUACAGGCUAAUUAACCUGGCUCAAUUUCUGAAAAUUUUCAAAACAUUAAAAUGUCAAAGCAAUGCUGCAGAACAUAGUAAAAAUGAUAUGAGCAUGUCCACUUUAAUUCAAAGAUUGGACAGUUCUAGUUCAGCUGAAAGUACAAAUGAAUGUUGUAUAUGUUUUGAAAGACAAAAGGAAGUUACUUUGCCUUGUGCUCACAGUUAUUGUCACAAAUGUAUUGAGGAAUGGAACGAAUGUCAUGAUACUUGUCCAAUAUGUCGCGAAAUAUUGGAGAGUCCCGACGACACUUGGGUGAUGUCAGAAGUACCAAAAGCUGAAGAGAUCUGCAAAGAAAUUCGUGAAAAUUUGACUGAGUUAACUGAAGAAAGAACUAGUUGCAAUCCAUCAUAAAAUAUUGGCACAUUCCUGCACUAUGAUUUUUUGGUAUUUAUAUUGCAUUUAUAUACUUAUAUGAUGUUAUAAUAUUGUGUAUAUACUGUAGUUAUGUAUUUUAAUAAUGUUUUAGACUACCCCAAAAGGGAUUAAAAAAUUUGAGCCGACAAUUAAAUUUAGUCAAAUAUUCCUAUGUCAGUAUUUGUAAUUAGGCUGUGAAAUUGUUUAUGAAUGUUUGUAAUUUUUCUUUGUUUUACAUUAAAAUUCCUACUCAAAUAA